Molecule: messenger RNA, 2869 nt
Organism: Notothenia coriiceps (black rockcod)
Lineage: Eukaryota; Metazoa; Chordata; Actinopteri; Perciformes; Nototheniidae
Gene: mtfr1l
Product: mitochondrial fission regulator 1-like
Exons: 8
Coding region: 231-1031 (266 amino acids)
Biological process (GO): mitochondrial fission; aerobic respiration
Cellular component (GO): mitochondrion
Source: RefSeq, a predicted model, not a curated record
UUUCCGGCCUAAUACGCGAAAACAACUCAGGUCUGAAAGACGAAGAGGAGAAGCUGCUGCUCGUAAAUAAUUCAACGGCGCCGCUUUCCGAGGUACAGUCAUCAUCUACCAAGUAUUCCCUCAUUUAUAUUCCAAGAGUUGGUGGCUACACUGACAUGGCAUCUGUCCACUAAACGGCUCUGUCUUUAGCCACUGCGAGCACAAACCAUUGGUGUGCAACCACCAUCACCAUGGAAACAGACACAGAAGUUAUUCCUAUCUGGCAGAAUAAGCCUCAUGGAUCCGCCCGCAGUUUUGUGAGAAAAAUAGGCUCCACUCUUCCACUCAGGCCUCCACAAAGGGCAUGUUUCCAGGAACUCCCGGGUCUGCCGCCUCUUCGGCCUAUUCAAGGCCCGAUGGUUCCUACCUUGGCAGACAUAGCCUGGAUUGCCGCAGAUGAAGAAGAGACUUAUGCCAGAGUGCGGGCGGUCGUACGGUUCAUCGCCGUCACCCCAGGCUUCCUGAGCCCCUCCAACCUCUUACCCUCGCGGCGGAAGUUAGGCUCCAACCCCCUGACCCCCGACCUGCUCUCCCCAGACGACACCAGUAUGAGCUUCUCCAUGGCGCCUUUCGAGGCGGCGCCCUACCAGCCGGCCGCCGCGGCUGCCGCUUCCUUUGUGAUCAGUGAUGUCACAGAGGAGGAUGAAGAGGAAGAUGAGGAAGAGGAAGAUGUGAUCUCUGUAGUGUCAGAGCUUGUCCCCGACCCUCUGCCGCCUGUUUCCAUGACGGCUUCAGCGACCUUUGACCUGGACAGACCUAGCAUGGAUUUCCGGGAGGCAGAGGAGGAUACAGUGUCGCUUUCAAAGUCCACCAGCUUUGCUGAUGUCAUGGACAUCCUGAAGGACAUGAACCGCAUGAAGAUGAGCAAAGAAAGGUACAACAGAGGCUGUACGUCCCUCAGGGAGGAGAACUCGGCCUCUCUUAUUUCAGAAGCUCUGAGGAAAAAGUUUGUCCUAAAAGAAGAAGAUACUAACGCUUUGAAACGGAAGUAGCCUGAUCACAUGUUUAUCGUCAAUACCCGAUCCUGCUGCUCCAUGCCUUUUCCUGUGGAAUGUGUACCAAUGGAUCCACAACCUCUCUCCUCAGACCCAAGGCAAUAGCUGUCUGCCAGAGCUAGAACAAAACUGACACUUGGUCCCAGACAAAACCAAAUGUGAGCCUCACAGUGCUGCCGUAGCGUAAGGGGUAUCUAAAACACUCUUGUUAGUAGUAAUCGGUUUCAGCACUGCGCUGCAUAAUUGCCUCCAGUUUAUUUCUCUCUGAAUAAAUUGGCUUUUACAUUUAUUUUCCAACAGUCUGCUGCCUGGAAACUUUCUCUGUGUUCAGGCUGUAUUGAUUUGAGUUUCUUUCUUGUUUUUAUUACACUAUAGCUCAUUGUCCAACCCGCUAUAAAGAAUCCUUGGUUCCUUUUGUAAUUUCUACAGAAGAAAUGCAAGAAAAUUGUUUAAUUUCAGUUGUGUCAAGAAGCCCUUUAACAUACUUGAAAAUACUUAAUGUACAAACCAAGCUGAUCUAUUGUACAUGCAGAUAUGUACUGUAUCUUAUCACAGGGUGUGUGUGUGUGUGUGUCUGUGUGUGGAAAAUACAACUCCAGAUAUUUACUGUUCACAUUUUCAUAACAGUGCACAGCAUAAACAGUGUGUUCCACUGAGCCUUGUAUGCCUGUCCUCUUGUUGGUGAUUUACAUUUGGAUUGAUAGUCACUGAAUCCCACAACACUGAUUUUAAAACCCAAAAUGACAGGAGAAGAAAUAUGCUGAUGAUAUCGUUUGAACUUUGUGGUGUAAAAUGAUAGUGACAGUGAAAUGUGCACCUUUCAUUGUUUGGGUUUUCAAAUACGGUCACUGAGAGAUGCAAGCAUGUACAGGACUUUUUAGACACAUUUCCCCCCCCGGUGUGGAUUGUUUCUGUUUACCAACUAAAACCCCUUAAUAUGAUGCAACAUUAAAGAGGUGAUCUGAGUUUGGGCAAAGACAAACAAGCUAUAGUAAGAGGGCUUUUACAUAAUUCUGUACGCAGUUGGGUGAAAUGCUUGUGUGGGUCAUGAUGAUGAAUAUUCUGGUUGACUCUUUAACACACAUCUAUUGCCUUUUUCCCCGAAGCUUGCUUUUAUUCCCAUAUUAGUCAAAGUGCCAUGGGUUUGCUUUUCUCAGCCCAUCACUCAUUGCCUGCUAUUUCCUGAAUGUGCCCCCCCCCCCCCAUCCUCUACUUCCCAGCUUUUGUGUUUUUAAUAUUGCAAACAUACCAGUUGUGUGGUUAUGCGGAAUGAUGUUUGUUUAAAAAUAACCCCUCACAAGAUUACCUCCUCACGCCACUCCGACUCUGUUUUCUAUCACGUUUAUGCCUAUUUACUUGGGAGUCCUUUAGUGUAGCUUUGAAGUUUGAAAAAUUGAGCUUUGUAAAGAUUGAAACAAGAUUGUGCCCAUAUGUGUGUCGCUGUAUGCAAUGGAGUCAAAGUAUAUUGUCUUGCUUGGCCUUCAUCUUGUCUUUGAUCCUUUUUUAAUUUCCUCACUUAACAAACUGUUGAACACCAUCUAGCUGAGAAGAUGGAGGUAUGCUAGUUCAAACAUAUCGUGUGUCUGUACUUAAGAUGUUGAACCUUACACAGCUUAGUCUGCCAAAUGCUUCACUAGUCCUGGUAAUCAGUUAACAGAGAAUUUAGUUAAUGAGGAUUUUCCAAAGGGAAUUUAUUGACUUUGUUUCAAUUGUUUGUCAAGGGUUUCUAACCAUUGUACCUCUAUGUAGGGUUGAGCCCACCACCAACGUGUGUAUGUUUAUCUUUUGUCAUGUUAGGACUUGUAAAUAAAGAUUGGCUGAUGUUUUGAAACUAA